GGCUGGAGGCUGUGCCCGGGGUGGGGAGACGAGCCCCCCGCUUCCCCAGGGGGAAACUUUGGGUCUGGUGGAAUUUUCCACCAGGAAAACCGCGAAGAGCCGGGCACAGCGCGGGUGAGGGCAGAGUCCUCUGCCCCUGGCGCACCCCGGUGUCCCCGGCGCUGUGGCUGGUGGCGGUGCAAUGGGACAUUUUGUGGGUCCCAUGUCCCCAUGGAUCCGGUCCCCUGGCCAUAUCCCCUGGGAGAUCCUAUCCCUGCCUGAGCUGUGUGCCUGGCCCGUGUGGAACAGAGCAGGCGGGGUGUGGGGGGGAUUUUCCUGCUGCCCAUCCAAGGGUGCAAGUGGCCGUGCCCCUGCCCCCUGAUUGCAGCUUGGUAGGGAAACUGAGGCACAAGGGAUGGGGACUUACAUGGAGGCACCUAUUUCCAUCCCAUUCCCAUCCCUGUCCCAUCCCUGUCCCAUCGGGGGACACCCCCCUGGCAGGGAAGGGGUUAAGGUCCCCUCACAGCUUGUCUGAACCCCCUGAGGGGCUCCCCAAGGGCUCAUUACCUCGGUCUCAGCCCCCCUGCCCCGGGAGGGGGGAUGAAUAAUUCAGUGCCUGGUAGGAGAUGUGUCCUCCCUCCCUCUCCUUCCUCCUCCUCCUCCUCCUCCUCCUCACCGGCUCUGCUUUCCCCACCUCCCGCCACUCUCAGUCCUCGCCGUACCGGAGCCCCGGGUGCUACCGAACUCCCCGCUCGGUACCGGUGGCUGAGACCCACCCUCACCGGCAGCGGCGGUGACCAUGGACCCCAAGGACCGCAAGAAGAUCCAGUUCUCGGUGCCGGCCCCCCCCAGCCAGCUGGACCCCCGCGCCGUGGAGAUGAUCCGGCGGCGGAGGCCCACGCCGGCCAUGCUCUUCCAGCUCUCCGAGCACUCAUCCCCAGAGGAUGAGUCCCUGCCCUACCAGCGCGAGAGCUGCCUGCUGAAACCAAAGAGGACCAACCCGUGUGCCUACACCCCGCCAUCGCUCAAAGCGGUGCAGCGCAUCGUCCAGUCCCACCUGGAGGGUGGCGUGGCCGGGGGGGACAGCUCCGAUGGGGAGGCCGAUGAUGGGGAGCAUGAGCUGGCCCGUGCCUGUGACCCCGACAGUGCCCUCGAGCCUGGCGGGCAGAAGGUGUCCUUCGCCGGCGGCAUCGACGAUCGCGGCCAGGACCUGAAGUCGCUGACGGUGUCGGAGAUCCCGGAGGAUCCCGAGGGAGCGGAGGAUGAGGAAGAGGAGGAUGGCGGCACCGGGGAGCGGCGACACGUCGGCUUCGCCGAGGUUCCCUCUCGCCCCAUCGGCACCGAGCGCCAUUCGCCCACCUACCCACUGGGCACCAGUUAACCGGCACCGGGACCCCGGCUCCCCCCGGCUGCAGCAGCUUCGCCGGUGCCCCCCCUCGCCCCACUGCCCCCCAUCGCCCCACUGCUGCCCUGCCUGCGCUUCGUGUGCCGCCCCACACAUGGCCACGGCCGCCCCGCUUCGCACUGGGGGUCCCACGCGAGGGGCCGGGACCCUCCCGGGGGGCUGGUGGGGACCCCCCCGGCCCCACAUCGAGCUGAGCCCCCUGCCCGAAAUAAACGGCUGUACAGAGAG
Molecule: messenger RNA, 1612 nt
Organism: Strigops habroptila (Kakapo)
Lineage: Eukaryota; Metazoa; Chordata; Aves; Psittaciformes; Psittacidae
Gene: PPP1R1B
Product: protein phosphatase 1 regulatory inhibitor subunit 1B
Exons: 7
Coding region: 779-1360 (193 amino acids)
Biological process (GO): intracellular signal transduction
Cellular component (GO): cytoplasm
Molecular function (GO): protein phosphatase inhibitor activity
Source: RefSeq, a predicted model, not a curated record